Molecule: messenger RNA, 1512 nt
Organism: Cyprinodon tularosa
Lineage: Eukaryota; Metazoa; Chordata; Actinopteri; Cyprinodontiformes; Cyprinodontidae
Product: ras-related protein Rab-40C-like
Exons: 6
Coding region: 536-1435 (299 amino acids)
Biological process (GO): intracellular signal transduction; protein localization to plasma membrane
Cellular component (GO): synaptic vesicle; plasma membrane; endosome
Molecular function (GO): GTPase activity; GTP binding
Source: RefSeq, a predicted model, not a curated record
GAAGAAGAAGAAGCAUCGGCGUCACUGCCCUGCGGUUCCCUCACAGCGUCGGUACUGUCGGAGAGGCCUUGGUUUGACUUCAACAUUUUAUUCUUUCUCUGAUUAAAACACGGCUUACACAGAUCGUUGGUUGAUUUAGUAUAGUUAAAUGCUAGAGAAGACGAGGUAGUUUUAACUUUACCGCUGUUUAAAUAAUGUAGCGCUAACAUUUAUCUUCGCUGGCUAGCUAACGGGUAAGCUAGCAGCCAAUGUUGUUGUUUAGAUCGCUGACUAAAACGAGAGUCUAAUACUAGACGCCUGGAAUAAUAUUUGUGUAUUUAAGUUCGGUAAGAAAUAUCAUGUAUAACGCUUAAGCAAUAGAGGCAAACAAAUAAAUAUUUAGAUACUAAUUGGAAUACUAGCUAGCCAGCGCUAACGUCAAACAGCUGUCUACUGGCGUCCGCUGACUCUCUGGGGACCCUUCGGGUUGUCCUUUAACACCGAGCCCACUGAUAGUUCCUGGGGAGCUUCUAAAGCUCUCAGUAAACCUGAUCCAAUGCGUGGUAUGAUGGGAACUCAAACCAGUCCAGUCAAGAGCUACGAUUAUCUCCUGAAAUUUCUCCUGGUGGGGGACAGUGACGUCGGUAAAGGCGAAAUCUUGGAGAGUUUGCAGGACGGAUCUGUUGAGUCUCCAUACGCCUACAGCAGUGGCAUUGAUUACAAGACCACCACUAUUCUUCUGGACGGAAGACGAGUGAAGCUGGAGCUAUGGGAUACAUCUGGGCAAGGCAGGUUCUGCACCAUCUUCAGGUCUUACUCUCGUGGAGCACAGGGCAUCCUGCUUGUAUAUGACAUCACUAAUGGCUGGUCGUUUGAUGGGAUUGAUCGCUGGAUCCGGGAAAUUGAUGAGCACGCUCCAGGCGUUCCCAGGAUCCUUGUAGGGAACCGGCUUCACCUGGCCUUUAAGCGGCAAGUGCCUACGGAGCAGGCGAGGGCUUACGCUGAAAAGAACAGCAUGACCUUUUUUGAAGUCAGCCCUCUCUGCAACUUCAACGUUAUCGAGUCCUUCACUGAGCUGUCGCGUAUCGUGCUAAUGAGACACGGGAUGGAGAAAUUUUGGAGGCCCAACAGAGUCUUCAGCCUCCAGGAUCUCUGCUGCAGAUCGAUUGUCUCCUGCACACCAGUGCACCUCAUCGACAAGCUGCCGCUUCCCGUUGCAAUAAAAUCCCACCUUAAGUCCUUCUCUAUGGCCAAUGGCAUGAACGCCGUCAUGAUGCAUGGACGCUCGUACUCGGUAGCUAACAGCACAGCUUCAGGUGGCAGUGGCGGUGGAAGCAAAGCCAACAGUCUCAAACGCUCAAAGUCCUUUAAAUCUCCUCAGAGUCCACCAAAGUACUCAUCAUCCUCGUCAUCGUCCACCUCCUCCUCCUCCAAGAGCAACUGUAAAAUCUCAUAGUGACAGAGGGCGGUGGAAUCUUCCCUCCACUUUGCUGAUAUUGAAGCUGCUGCUCCAAGAGAUCAUGAGGCUGAUGA